Molecule: messenger RNA, 546 nt
Organism: Leptinotarsa decemlineata (Colorado potato beetle)
Lineage: Eukaryota; Metazoa; Arthropoda; Insecta; Coleoptera; Chrysomelidae
Product: ras-related protein M-Ras
Biological process (GO): signal transduction
Cellular component (GO): membrane
Molecular function (GO): GTPase activity; GTP binding
Source: RefSeq, a predicted model, not a curated record
GGUACAAUAGGUAGCAAAGCUAGAAAGCACCACAUUUGAAUGAUGACGAAACCUCCCAGUGAAAAUCUACCAACUGUGAAAUUAGUUGUAGUUGGAGAUGGAGGUGUUGGAAAAAGUGCCAUCACUAUUCAGUUCUUUCAGAAAUUAUUUGUAACUGAUUAUGAUCCUACAAUAGAAGACAGUUAUAUGCAACAUGUUGAAGUGGAUGGCCAGUGGUGUAUGUUAGAUGUUCUGGACACUGCGGGUCAGGAAGAAUUCAGUGCGAUGAGGGAACAGUAUAUGAGAAAAGGCGAUGGAUUUUUAUUAGUAUAUUCUGUCACAGACAAAAAUAGUUAUGAAAAUAUCAUUCAUUUCCAUACACAAAUCCUUCGAGUGAAAGAUAGGGAUACUUAUCCAAUGUUACUGGUAGCAAAUAAAGUCGAUCUUGUCCAUUUGAGAAAAAUCACAGAGGAGCAGGGCAGAGAUUUAGCUCACAAGCUGGGAAUUCCAUAUAUUGAAACCAGUGCAAAAGAUCCUCCACUAAAUAUCGAUGCUACAUUUCAUGAG